GUAGGUGCGUUGAUUCAUCCUUUUCAAGUCCAGGUUGCUGAUAGACCUUACUGUGCUCCACCUUUACAAAUAAACCUUUCCAGAUUCAUCAUGCUAAGACGUAAAAUCGCAUCGCAUUGAUCUCUACCGUGACUGUAAAAAUGAGUAGUCUUGCCGGUCAAGCAAAGAGCAAACGCAAGCGUUCAGGAGCCGACAAAGAUGGAGCGCCGCCGCAGGAUAACCCGCAAGUGCGAUUUAAGAUAGACGAACGACCUUCGAAGCGCAGGUUUGUCGUGCCGGACGGUUUCGUCCCGGUUGACAAACGAUGUGUUGUGGAUCCCGCCGAGGUGGCAGCUGGGCGUCAGGAGCUUUGGUUAAUUCAACUGCCUAAUCCGGCGGCGCUGCAAACCCUCGCAGCUGGGGGCAGCAUUGAGUUCGACCUCAACGCGUUGGAUAAGGGGGCGACCGGAUCUGAACUGUUGGCAAACUUUAAAGGCCGAGAUGGUGCACCGUACAAGAUCCAGCUAGAGGCUAAUGACGUGGCGCAGCAGCUUGUGGCGGUGUGCCCUCUGGACGAUGACGAGGGAGCAGCGCAGGCUGUGCCCAUCUCCCGCCGGCUAACGGUGCUGCGGGAGGUCGCGGCACCGGAGACCGGCUCCACAGCUGGGGAGCCUGAGGACGAGGUGAAUGCGUUGGCGCGUUUGGAGGAGGCCCUAGCUGCCAUGGCAGCGGCCCGGCGGGAGGCGGCAGUGCUGGCUGUGUUGGAGGGCAGGGCGCGGCCGACGGAGGAGCAGGCGGCAGCGGCAGCAGCUGCGGUACAGAUGGAGGUGGACGGCCGGGGCGCGGUGGGGGCAGCAGGGGAACCGACAGCACCUGUGGCGGCGGGCGAGAAAGAACCCAAAGCGAAAGAAAGCAAGCACAAGAAAGACAAGGACAAGAAGGACAAGAAGGACAAGGAGAAGAGCAGCGUAAAGGAAGGGCACAAGCACAAGAGCAGCAAGGCUGACAAGGCGAAGACGCCGGGUGCGGCGCUGGUGCCCGCGCUGGGGCCGGCGCCGGCCAAAGCAGCGCCUGCGACGGCGCCGCCGGCGUUGCGGCCGCUAACGGAAAUGGAAACGCCCGCCGCGGCGGCAGCAGCUCCUCCGGCCGCGCCCGCCGCGGUGGCAGUGACGCCCGCUGCGGCGGCAACGGCGGCGAAUGGUCAGGUUCCAGCCUCUGGAGCUGCGGCUGGGGCAAUAAGUACCGGCAAGCAUAAGCACAAGGACAAGAAGGAGAAGCACAAGGACAAGGAUAAGAAGAAGGACAAGGAGAAAAAAGAUAAAAAGGAAAAGAAGAAGAAGGAUAAGAAGGAUAAGAAGGACAAGAAGGACAAAAAGGAGGACCAGGCCUCCUCAGACUCAGAUAGCGACAGCGGUUAGGGGUUUAAGG
Volvox carteri f. nagariensis is the source of this 1407-nucleotide messenger RNA. RefSeq lists its product as uncharacterized. NCBI's taxonomy places the organism in Eukaryota, Viridiplantae, Chlorophyta, Chlorophyceae, Chlamydomonadales, Volvocaceae. Bases 141 to 1397 code for a protein of 418 amino acids. The record is from RefSeq and is a predicted model, not a curated record. The transcript has 6 exons.